AUGAGAUCAACUCAAAGGAGUGAAAGCAUCAACUCAUUCUUUGAUGGAUAUGUGAAUUCACAAACACAGUUAAAAGAAUUUGUAACUCAAUAUGAAAAGGCCGUGACACACCGACGAUUGAGUGAAGCACAUGAAGAUUUUAGAACUCUUAAUACAAAACCGCAGUUUCACCUUGGGCAUCCAAUCGAAAGACAAGCCAGAAGUAGUUAUACCCGCACUAUGUUUCAUGUAUUUCAGAAUGAGAUCAAAGGGUGUGGUGUUCUUGGCCUUCAAGAGGUGACCAAAGAAGAAAAGUCUGCUUUAUGGCGAGUUGGUAACUUAGAUGAAAGCAAUGAAAAGUGGAGGUUUGUUACUUAUGAUGAAUGUAGAGAAUUACAGUAUAGUUGCAGCUGUGAUGCUCGACAUCGUAACAUUGGAGUUACUAAUGUUGUGUUUGGCAAAAACAUUACAGGCGGUGUAGAAAAAAUAAAUCUGUUGAAAACUUGGGCUUUGAAAGCAAAAACCAACAAUGCACUGGAGCUUGCCUUUGAGUCAGAUAAGAGAAUGCAUGAGCUUGAUUCUUUGUUAACAACUUUCAUAGAGAGGGUUGAAGAAGAAGUCAGAGGGUGUCAAGCAAUAGAUGCUGGUAGCAGCCACAUUCUGGACUCGGAUAUUCCACAGAUACCUACUUCAGAUACAAUCCAACAUAUUCCACAAAUUACAGUUCGUGACCCAGAAAAGCAAGCAAGAACCAAAGAUGAGAAAGGAGACUUGUAA
Messenger RNA from Asparagus officinalis (garden asparagus), 756 nucleotides. Its product is annotated as protein FAR1-RELATED SEQUENCE 5-like. Bases 1 to 756 code for a protein of 251 amino acids. The record is from RefSeq and is a predicted model, not a curated record. Gene Ontology annotation, biological process: regulation of DNA-templated transcription. Lineage: Eukaryota; Viridiplantae; Streptophyta; Magnoliopsida; Asparagales; Asparagaceae. The transcript has 3 exons.